Messenger RNA from Neoarthrinium moseri, 990 nucleotides. RefSeq lists its product as uncharacterized. The record is from RefSeq and is a predicted model, not a curated record. Gene Ontology annotation, molecular function: catalytic activity. Bases 1 to 990 code for a protein of 329 amino acids. The transcript has a single exon. NCBI's taxonomy places the organism in Eukaryota, Fungi, Ascomycota, Sordariomycetes, Amphisphaeriales, Apiosporaceae.
AUGCGAAAAUUCAUACUGCUUUUAUUCCAUCUGACCCUUGCAAUCCGAGCAUUCGGUCAAGACUUGAGUCCAAUUUCCCUAACCGCCACCGGAAUAGUCAAUACCACGGUUCUGUCAGUGGAAUACUAUGACUCCGCGCCUGGAAACGAUUCAUUACCGGUUGUUAUUUUGGUCCAUGGCUUCCCUUACUCGAUUGACUCGUACGUGUACGUGGUACCGAAGCUCAAGGUACAAGGGUUUCGAGUGAUAGUUCCUGCAAUUCGCGGCUUUGGGUCUACUACUUUCCACUCAAGAACAACACCACGCAGUGCUGAGCAGGCCGCUUUGGGAAAAGAUAUAAUAGACUUGAUGGACGCACUGAGUAUUAAUCAGGCUAUCUUCGCUGGGUACGAUUGGGGAACAGUUGCCGUGAACGUGGCUGCAGCCUUAUGGCCUGCGCGAUGUUCAGGGAUGGUUGCAGCAAAUUCUUACCUCAUCCAGAACCGAGAUACGGCGUGGGCGGUCGCUUUACCAGACUCACUUGCAACAAGGUGGUACUUUUACGUUUUUCUCACGCCCCAGGGAUACAGCUCUCUAGCGAGCGAUACGAAAAGCUGGGCAAGAUCGCUGUGGUCUAGAAAUAGUCCCAAUUGGACUUUCACCGAAGCCCAGCUUGACGUUGCUGCGGGGGCACUGCGAAAUCCAGAUUAUGUCGACAUUGCAACUAAUUUCUAUCGCAAUCGCCUCCUCUAUGCCCCUGGGGAUCCAAUCUACACAGAACUUGCUGCCGAGUUGGAUAAACAGCCUCCGAUAAAUUCACCUGCCGUGACCCUGGAUGCAGACCAAACUGUUGUGUUUCCAGCGACAAAUGGAAGCUCAACUCAGAAGUUCUUCAAAGGCCCGAGAAGCCACCAUAUUGUGAAAGAUUGUGGUGAGGCAAUCCCGCUAGAGAAGCCAGACGUGUUUGUAGACGCGAUAUUAGAGGUGGUCGAACUAGGAAAGAGAAUAUAA